Molecule: messenger RNA, 2924 nt
Organism: Nematolebias whitei (Rio pearlfish)
Lineage: Eukaryota; Metazoa; Chordata; Actinopteri; Cyprinodontiformes; Rivulidae
Gene: cul2
Product: cullin 2
Exons: 21
Coding region: 112-2349 (745 amino acids)
Biological process (GO): protein ubiquitination; SCF-dependent proteasomal ubiquitin-dependent protein catabolic process
Cellular component (GO): Cul2-RING ubiquitin ligase complex; SCF ubiquitin ligase complex
Molecular function (GO): ubiquitin protein ligase binding
Source: RefSeq, a predicted model, not a curated record
CAACCCAAGAGGUACCAGGGAAGACCUGUAUCAAAUCAAGCCCGUGACAGCGGACAAACCAGAGUUUUUUAACAAGUAUUCAUGUAUAGAGGCUGAAAGAGAAGCUCUACGAUGUCCUUAAAGCCGCGGGUGGUGGAUUUUGACGAGACAUGGAACAAGUUACUGACCACAAUCAAGGCCGUUGUGAUGCUCGACUAUGUGGAAAGAGCCACGUGGAAUGAUAGAUUCUCUGACAUUUAUGCUUUGUGUGUUGCAUACCCUGAGCCUUUGGGUGAAAGGUUAUACACAGAGACCAAAAUAUUUCUUGAGAAUCAUGUCAGACAGUUGUACAAGAAAGUUCUUGAGUCUGAGGAGAAGGUUUUAGUGAUGUACCACAUGUACUGGGAAGAGUACAGCAAAGGAGCCGACUAUAUGGACUGCUUGUACAGGUAUCUUAACACACAGUUCAUCAAGAAGAACAAACUAACAGAAGCUGACCUGCAGUACGGCUACGGAGGAGUGGACAUGAAUGAGCCGCUCAUGGAGAUCGGAGAACUGGCGUUGGAUAUGUGGAGAAAGCUGAUGAUUGAACCCCUUCAGGCUGUUCUCAUCCGAAUGUUGCUGAAUGAAAUAAAAAAUGAUCGGUGCGGUGAGAACCCCAACCAGAAGGUGAUCCAUGGGGUCAUCAACUCAUUUGUUCAUGUUGAACAGUACAAGAAGAAGUUUCCACUAAAGUUUUAUCAAGAAAUCUUUGAAGGGCCUUUUCUGAUAAAAACAGGAGAGUAUUACAAACAGGAAGCCUCCAAUCUUCUGCAGGAGUCUAACUGCUCACAGUAUAUGGAGAAGGUUUUGGCACGGUUGAAAGACGAAGAGGUCCGAUGUCGGAAGUACCUGCACCCCAGCUCUUACAGCAAAGUCAUUCAUGAAUGCCAGCAGAGGAUGGUGGCAGAUCACCUGCAGUUCUUGCAUGGGGAGUGUCAGAACAUCAUUCGGCAGGAGAAGAGAGAAGACAUGGCCAACAUGUAUACGUUGUUGCGAGCUGUGUCAAGUGGGUUACCUCACAUGAUCCAAGAGCUGCAGGCCCACAUUAACAACGAGGGCAUCAGAGGCACCAGUAACCUCUCUCAGGAAAACAUGCCAACUCUGUUUGUCGAGUCAGUUCUGGAAGUUCACAGCAAGUUUGUUCAGCUCAUUAACACGGUUCUAAAUGGAGAUCAGCACUUCAUGAGUGCUCUCGAUAAGGCUUUGACGUCUGUUGUGAACUUCAGAGAGCCAAAGUCCAUCUGCAAAGCCCCUGAACUUCUGGCAAAAUACUGCGACAACCUGUUGAAAAAAUCUGCAAAGGGAAUGACAGAAAACGAGGUGGAAGAUAAGCUGACCAGCUUUAUCACAGUUUUUAAGUACAUAGAUGACAAGGACAUCUUUCAAAAGUUUUAUGCCAGAAUGCUAGCAAAGCGGUUAAUACAUGGUUUAUCAUUAUCAAUGGAUUCAGAAGAAGCCAUGAUCAACAAACUAAAGCAAGCUUGUGGCUACGAGUUCACCAGCAAACUUCACAGAAUGUACACCGACAUGAGCGUGAGCGCCGACCUCAACAACAAGUUCAACAAUUUUAUCAAGACGCAGGAGACGGUGGUGGACCUGGGGAUCAGUUUCCAGAUCUACGUGUUACAGGCUGGAGCUUGGCCUUUGACUCACGUCCCUUCAUCCACGUUUGCCAUUCCUCAAGAAUUAGAAAAGAGCGUGCAGAUGUUUGAGCGGUUUUAUAAUCAGCACUUCAGUGGGAGGAAGCUGACUUGGUUGCACUUUCUCUGCACAGGUGACGUUAAAAUGAACUACCUGUCCAAGCCUUAUGUUGCCAUGGUGACCACGUAUCAGAUGGCUGUUCUGUUAGCCUUCAACAACAGUCAGACGGUGACGUACAAGGAGCUGCAGGACGGCACCCAGAUGAACGAGAAGGAGCUGCAGAAGACCAUCAAGUCACUGCUGGACGUCAAGAUGCUCAACCACGAUUCACAAAAAGAGGAGAUUGAAACAGAGUCUACGUUUUCACUAAAUAUGAGUUUCAGCAGUAAAAGAACAAAGUUCAAGAUUACUACAUCGAUGCAGAAAGACACACCUCAGGAGAUGGAGCAGACGAGGAGCGCCGUAGAUGAGGACCGCAAAAUGUAUUUACAAGCUGCUAUAGUGAGAAUCAUGAAGGCCCGCAAGGUGCUGCGACACAACGCCCUCAUCCAGGAGGUCAUUAAUCAGUCCAAAGCCAGGUUCAACCCCAGUAUCAGCAUGAUCAAGAAAUGCAUCGAGGUGCUCAUCGAUAAGCAGUACAUCGAGCGGAGCCAGACCUCGGCUGACGAAUACAGCUAUGUGGCGUAGGCGGAGGAGCCGAGCGAGGCAGCACUUCCUAACAGACUCACCUGUGUGACUAACAGGCCAGAAACAAACCAUAAACCGGUCCCAAUUACCCAUUUAGGUUCUGGACUGUCAGUGUCUGCUGUGAUCCUAUGCGGUGACUAAAGCAGGACUCAUGCCUCCAUCUCUGAAUAAACGUCAUCGUGUCAUGUCGGACCGCCUGCUGACUCCACCCAGAAGACCCAUUUCAUCCUGGUUUUUAAACUGUUUACAACAUCACCAGUGCCACGCACUUGUGCGUCAAACGUCAAAAAAGAAAAUGCCUCUUGUUGUUGGAGAAGAAAGAGCUGAUGGAGGGGAAAAAGAAUCCAGACAGAAAAGCGCAAGACAUCAGUGACACUGGUGGCGACAGGUAAAAUACACGAGCUUUCUUUUCUCACGUUUGCAGUUGUGUGUUAUUUUCUUUAAGUGUACUGAUAUUAGGAAAAAUAUUGUAAUAAAACUGCUAUACUGGCUAUUAUCUACUUUCAAAUGUAAAAAAAGAGUGACAAACAUGAUCUUGCUGCUUGUCAAUGAAAUAAAUAAAAACACUGAAGGCU